GACCAGGACCCACUGUCCCUCUCCCUAAUAGUGACCGUUUGUAUCCAGGUGGAUGUGAGUGCUGGUUGAGAUGAGGAGUGACAUUUCCAAUGGGGGGAACAGAGCGUCUGUGGCUACUUGCUAGUUUAUGCCAGGUGGUCUUGCUGACCUGUGAACAGCAUUUAAACCCUGUUGAGGUUGAAGUUGUGUUUCAGUCCUUCCCUUUCACUGAAGAUCCAGACACUUACACAGUCACCUGCAUGACUGCAAGGAAACAUCUGGUGUAUGUGGAGCCCAUUCAUCAUUCAGCAUGCUCCCCUGACUGCAAAAUGUCCCUGCAAUUACUUGAGGACCCGAGAGGAUAUAACAUCAAACUGAGUGCUAGCAGAAAUCUUAGUACUCUUCAGGCAAAGACUUUUCACUUCAUUCCAGUCCCCCAGUCUGCCCUUCAUGUAUACACCACGGCUACCACUUCUCUCCUGACGUGGAAACUUCACAGGCACCAAAGCUUAUCCACCUUGAGUCUGUUCAACAGCCACACACAACUUGUCACACACUUCCUCAACAUAAACUCAUCAGACUCUGGUUACAUGGUAAAAGUUCUCGAGCCCGGCACCCGCUUCAAGGCCAAAGUUGUGGUGACCACGUUCCUCAAACACCUUAAUAUGACCAUCAACCAGAUACUCAGCAUUGGCAUGGAAACAGCUCAGUGCCCCUCUGGUUGGUUGGCCAUUGGGAGAAGUUGCUACGCUGUGAAAAGGACCGGUUUGGCCUGGAGCAAUGCACAGCUCAGCUGCAGAAACCUGGCAGCUGUAAGUCACCUGGCUGACAUAAAUACAGAUGAAGAUCUGCUUUUUAUAUCAUCCCAUCUGCUGACCGACAACAACCUGCUGCUGCUAUGGACCGGACUGAAUGACCAGCAGGAGGAGGGCCAUCCUCGCUGGUCUGAUGGUUCAGCCUUUAACUUAACGAACACUAUGAUGUCAUUACUGCCGGCCAAUCGGACGGACUGUUUUGCCCUUCAGAGGAAUGCCACAGGGCCGGGAUACUUUCUCACUCCUUUCUUCUGUAACAUCCCCUUACCCUUCAUCUGCCAUUACAAGAUCCCUCCAGUCCCUGCCUCUUUCUCCUUCGACCUGCUUCAGGUGACAGAACAACAGGUAGAGCUGCGUUGGAGUGACCUCUCACCCUUAAACUCUCUAAAUAUAUCCUCUCUCGAGAUAUUCCUCCAGUACCAAGAAGAGGAAGAUGAGGGGUAA
Messenger RNA from Notothenia coriiceps (black rockcod), 1238 nucleotides. RefSeq lists its product as uncharacterized. The record is from RefSeq and is a predicted model, not a curated record. The coding region runs from base 90 to 1238 and encodes 382 amino acids. The transcript has 8 exons. Lineage: Eukaryota; Metazoa; Chordata; Actinopteri; Perciformes; Nototheniidae.